GCAGACUUCCAGAAGCUGGAGCGCGAAGCGAGGAUCUGCCGAAAGCUGAACCACCCCAACAUCGUGCGGCUUCAUGACAGUAUACAAGAGGAAGGAUACCACUAUUUAAUUUUUGAUCUUGUCACCGGGGGUGAACUUUUCGAGGACAUUGUCGCCAGGGAAUACUACAGUGAAGCUGAUGCAAGCCACUGCAUUCAACAAAUUCUGGAAAGUGUGAACCACUGUCACCAGAACAAUGUCGUUCAUAGAGAUCUUAAGCCUGAAAACCUGUUGUUGGCCAGUAAAGCCAAAGGUGCUGCUGUCAAAUUGGCAGAUUUCGGAUUGGCAAUUGAAGUUCAAGGAGAACAGCAGGCCUGGUAUGGUUUUGCCGGCACACCAGGUUAUCUAUCACCAGAAGUGUUGAAGAAGGAUCCCUAUGGCAAACCAGUGGACAUAUGGGCCUGUGGUGUCAUUCUGUACAUCUUGCUUGUUGGUUACCCCCCAUUUUGGGAUGAAGAUCAACAUAGGUUAUAUGCACAAAUCAAGGCUGGGGCCUAUGACUAUCCAUCUCCAGAAUGGGACACAGUUACCCCAGAGGCCAAGAAUCUCAUCAACAGUAUGCUGACGGUCAACCCAGCUAAGCGAAUCACUGCCGCUGAGGCCCUGAAGCACCCGUGGAUCUGCCAACGGGAACGUGUUGCCUCUACGCUACACCGCCAAGAGACUGUGGACUGCUUGAAGAAGUUCAAUGCUCGUCGCAAGCUAAAGGGAGCGAUCUUAACAACUAUGCUGGCUACUCGCAACUUCUCAAGUCAUGUUACUACUCCCAACACAG
Molecule: messenger RNA, 814 nt
Organism: Rhipicephalus microplus (southern cattle tick)
Lineage: Eukaryota; Metazoa; Arthropoda; Arachnida; Ixodida; Ixodidae
Gene: CaMKII
Product: Calcium/calmodulin-dependent protein kinase II
Biological process (GO): protein phosphorylation
Molecular function (GO): calmodulin binding; ATP binding; calcium/calmodulin-dependent protein kinase activity
Source: RefSeq, a predicted model, not a curated record